This is a messenger RNA of Peromyscus maniculatus bairdii (prairie deer mouse), 897 nucleotides long. The record is from RefSeq and is a predicted model, not a curated record. NCBI's taxonomy places the organism in Eukaryota, Metazoa, Chordata, Mammalia, Rodentia, Cricetidae.
GCGGUUCACACCCACAAAUGGGUGGAGAGAUCCCGGACAGCCAACCAUCAACAGACUCACAUGGGCACCUGUUAUGAAAUUCAGACCGGCUGCUGGAUGAGGCGCUCCAGAUCUGAGGUGAGGACGAUGGAGUCAGGCACGCGCAUGCUGCUCCUGCUGCUGGCGGCCGUCCUGUCCCCGACCAGGACCCGCGCGGGCUCGCACUCGCUGCGGUAUUUCUACACCAUCGUGUCCCGGCCCGGCCUCGGGGAGCCCCGGUUCAUCAUUGUUGGCUACGUGGAUGACACACAGUUCGUGCACUACGACAGCGAUGCGGAGACUCCGAGGAUGGAGCCGCUGGCGCCUUGGGUGGAGCGGGAGGGACCAGAGUAUUGGGAGAGGGAAACACAGAAAGCCAAGAUCACCCAGCAGACUUUCAGAAGGAACCUGAGGGCCCUGUCCAGCUACUACAACCAUAGCCAUGAAGGCUCUCACACCAUCCAGGUGAUAUCUGGCUGUGAUGUGGAUUCAAACGGACGCCUCCUCCGUGGAUAUGAACAAUUCGCCUAUGAUGGCCGCGAUUACAUCUCCCUGAACCAGGACCUGAGAACGUGGACAGCUGUGGACAGGGUGGCACAGAUUAUCCGGCUGGAGUUGGAGCAGGCUGGUGAGGCAGAGAGAUACAGGGCCUACCUGGAGGGCGAGUGCAUAGAAAGACUCUGCAGAUACCUGGAGAAUGGAACCACUAACCUGCACGCACGUGCGUGGGGCCUAGGGCAGCUCUUCAGUCUGCCCUUGGGUUGGGGCUCAGUCCUGAGGAAGAAGAGACCUGUCUGCUGGGGUAAUGCCCCUGCCUCUUCAUUCGUUUAUUUUUUUAAACUUUAUUACAAAAGAAAAAAUAAAACACUCCAGAAUUAA